Messenger RNA from Mycetomoellerius zeteki, 1799 nucleotides. RefSeq names its product Tumor necrosis factor alpha-induced protein 8-like protein sigmar (gene sigmar). Bases 543 to 1256 code for a protein of 237 amino acids. The transcript is spliced from 4 exons. Gene Ontology annotation, biological process: regulation of apoptotic process. The record is from RefSeq and is a predicted model, not a curated record. Gene Ontology annotation, cellular component: cytoplasm. NCBI's taxonomy places the organism in Eukaryota, Metazoa, Arthropoda, Insecta, Hymenoptera, Formicidae.
UACUUUAUAAAGACGUCAAUUUACUAAUCGUAAAAGAAAGUGAGCCCUUCUGAGAAAGCUUUUAUUUUCGACAAACGCCAUUUUCAUCGCUCAUAUUCGUGACGUCGAGAAUUUCAUUUUGCAGGAGUGCAAUAGGUGCAAUUCGCGUUAGCACCGCCCUUGGCGCUUCUCCGCCAAUCGCGCGGCUCGGUGCUAUGGCAACCGGGUUCGCGACUAGAUUCGCGCGUAUUACCACCGCAGACGUUGCUCGACUGUGCAGCGCGACGGUUGUUCAUCGUUGUUGAGCGCCGUCGCGAUUGACGCAGUACUCCCGCGCCUCGCGAACCGUGCUGAUUGUGCGUGAUCUUUUCUUUCUGUUCUGUACCGCGCGUUGCCGCGCAAAUCGGUGAAACACGGAAGCACCUCCGAUCCCGAGGACGACGACGGAGACCGACGGCGACCGCGGCGGCUCCCGCCCGUGGAGAAAUUUCAUUCCGUUCGCAAGUCGGGUCGCGCUCCCGCGGCCCACAGCAUCGGCAGAGGUGGCGUGGGGCACAGCCGUAAUGGAAUUGCAGAGCUGGUUGCUCUAUCAUUUAGUGGCUGUCACCGACUGCAAUCAAGUGAUGCAGUCGGCAAACACAAUCGGAAGUGGCGGCGGAGGCGGAGGUGGAGGCGGCGGAUCGUAUUCCGCCGGUGGCGGGACCGGAAGUCGCACCCGCGAUUUAGGGCUACGCGCCCAGAAGAAGCUUCUCGGCCGCAUAAUGUCCACUAAUGCAGGUCGAUCGCUCUUCAUUGACGACGCUACGACGUCGUUGCUUGAUAAUCUGUACAAACUGAUGGAAAGCGUCGCCAAGAGCAACCCACACUUGGACAAGAAGGAGCCCGAGAAGGUUCUCAAGAACAUCGUCAAAUUGUCUAUUAAGAUUGGACUCGUGCAGCGCAGUCAUCAGUUCCGUUCGAACGACGCCGAGAAGCUGGAAGAGAUCCGAGAAGCUCUGGGGACAGUGGUGAUGACUGUCGUAUCAUUCUACGAGGUGGAUUAUAGUUACGACCAGGAGUACCUGACAGGUUCAAUGGAACGUUGCCGAACGUUGCUCCAGCAGUUGAUAAAGCCACAUCUCACGGACAAGUCGUCACAACGUUGCGACCAGGUGUUCGACUUCCUGGCGUACCCUAAAUUUUUGGAUUCGGUGUUCCGAUACGACUCUGAACAUAGACCCAUUCUCGGCAUGCUAGUCAGUGACCUCAACAAGGCGUUGGAUGCUAGGCGGCUUUGAUUCUAUAAGAAUGAUAUUCACAUAAUGUUAAUAAGAACGAAUCGAUGGCCAACAACACGGUUCGAUUGCCGGGAAGAUGUCCGUCUCUCUCGACAACGGCGGUCUCGCGAUCGUGAUCGAUGAUGAGUCGAUCGACGAACAGCGGACGAUCCGUUGGACACGCGCGCUUCGUUGCACUUUAUUUCACGGCGAAUAGACAACAUGCUGCAUACUUUUUCAGUGUGACGACAGUAUAGUUUCUCAUAGCGAUAGAUAAAAAAAACUGCGUUUCUUGCUCGCGAUCACCCCCACCCAGUAGCCGGGUCGGGAUACCCAGUGCGAACCACUCGCUCAUUGAUUUAUGCAAUAAUUGUUUAAUACUCCGUUUAUUUUAAGGACACACUUCACCUGCGUUAUGCAAUUGGUGUGUUAUAUACAUAUAUUUACGUGCAGGAUACCAAUUGUCAAUCCAUACCAAAAAGGAGUAUAAUAAGCUUAUCAAGAAAGAUGAUAGAAAAGAUGAAAUAUUGAUCUUAAAAUUAUUGCAUAUUUUUUAAACUGCAU